UCAAGUUGUACGUGCACACUCGAACAUUAUAGCUAGAUUCUGAGAGGAAAACUCAGUCGACAAAAAUGGAAGCAGUUAACGUUUUAACCCAUCCACAGAUCCCUGGCGAGCCGACUCAGACUUCAACAACCCUUCUUGAGAAGGCCACAGCCACCAUUCAAGGCUUUGGCCCUGUCAACAAGAUCCAUCAGCACCUCUGCGCAUUCCACUUCUAUGGACACGAUAUGACAAGACAAGUGGAGGCACACCACUUCUGCGGACACCAAAACGAAGAAUUCCGGCAGUGUCUUAUCUAUGAUAGGCCCGAUGACGACGGCCGUCUGAUCGGAAUCGAGUACCUAGUCUCGGAAGAGAAGAGCGGUGUGCUGUUCAUGCCCGGUGUUCCAGGUCCCAUUCAGCGUCAGGACCUGGAGAAGGUCGCCAAGACAUACGGCAAAGUCUUCCACUUCUGGCAGGUGGACAGAGGAGACAGUUUGCCACUCGGAAUACCACAAGUGAUGAUGGCGAUGACCAGAGACGGCCAGCUCUAUGAGAAUCUUUCUCAAGAUGUUGAGAAGCGCUAUAACAUUUCAUUCGCGAAGGAGAGGGAGAAUCGGGCAUACAUGACGGGCCCGGCACACGGGAUACACCCGAUGGCGAACGGGGGCGGGCAAGGGCUGCAGACGGUGCUGAGAGAGGUGGAGUGCAAGCCAGUGGGAGUGGAUCACUCGGCUGCUAGAGUAUUUGUUUGAAGCGUCGUUUGGCGGCAGGCAGUUCACACAGAGCAAAUUAAUCUAUAUUUUGUGGAAGUGGAGUCCUGCAGAAAAUGUGACUUAGUACAUUAUCUGGUUUUUUGUGGCGUGCUGUAUCUACAAGGGGUUUGAUGUGUGUGUUUGUAUAUAUAAAAUGCUCCAGAAGUGUCUUUUUAUGUCUAAAUUAAAAAUUACCCGUGCGUAUUAGACACAAGGAAUAAAUUGAUUUUUGUUUCGGAAAAA
Messenger RNA from Sesamum indicum (sesame), 974 nucleotides. RefSeq names its product oil body-associated protein 1A. NCBI's taxonomy places the organism in Eukaryota, Viridiplantae, Streptophyta, Magnoliopsida, Lamiales, Pedaliaceae. The record is from RefSeq and is a predicted model, not a curated record.